Molecule: messenger RNA, 3732 nt
Organism: Pimephales promelas (fathead minnow)
Lineage: Eukaryota; Metazoa; Chordata; Actinopteri; Cypriniformes; Leuciscidae
Source: RefSeq, a predicted model, not a curated record
CGCGCCGACUCCGAGUCCGAGCUGUCUGCUGCCAGGGGCGGACAUGUUGGGGCGGCCUGCUGGAGGACAGUACCAGAUAUAUUUCUGAUAUUUUUACCGGAGAAAGCGACUGCAAAGCAGAGACGGGACACCAUGGAUGCCGUCAACGCUUUUAAUCAUGAGCUGUUCUCCUUGAUGGACACCAAGCCUCCCAUCUCAAGGGCCAAGAUGAUCUCUAUCACCAAAUCUGCCAUAAAAGCCAUUAAAUUAUACAAGCAUGUUGUUCAAAUUGUCGAAAAAUUCAUAAAGAAGUGCAAACCUGAGUACAAAGUUCCAGGGCUCUACGUGGUGGAUUCCAUCGUGAGACAGUCACGGCAUCAAUUUGGUGCAGAAAAAGAUGUGUUUGGACCCAGGUUCACCAAAAACAUUGCUGGGACAUUUGAGAAUCUAUGCUUGUGUCCCACAGAGGAUCGGAGUAAGAUAGUGAGAGUGCUGAACCUAUGGCAGAAGAAUGGAGUGUUUAAAAUUGACGUGAUCCAGCCUCUCUUGGACAUGGCUGCUGGAUCCAGCAGCUCCACAGGCUUUGACAGCGGCCCUGAUGCAGCAUCCCCACAGUCUCCAGUGAGGGAUCAGGAGGCUCAUCCUGUGCCGACGGCAAACCCGGUUGCAGCAGCUGCCCCUCAGCUUCAGACCUCGGAUGCUUUUGCGGCUGUCGCUCAACUAAUUCAGUCUUCUCAAGGACAGCAGCUCCAGCAGAUUCUGCAGAACUUUCAGCCGCCGGGGAAACCUCAGUCUCCAGCUGUGGACAAUAACAGGAGUCACCUCCACCUACAGGCCCAGGCUGUGACGGCCACCUCGUCCACCCUCACACAUCAACACACCCAUCCCGCACCACAGCCUGUGGAAAAGAAAGCCACUUUUGAUACGACACUUCUGGACCGCUUUGACUAUGAUGAUGAGCCAGAAGGUGGUGAGGAAGCCAAGAAGGAUGAAACGCCGUCUGUUCAAUCUACUAUGGGAUUUCCUGAGCAGACCGUCCCAGGAUUUCCUCCAGCCAAUCAGAUGCAGCACUUUCAACAACAUAUGAUGGCUGUAUCUCAGCGACAACAGGUCGUUCUACCUUCAAAUGGACCGGUCCAAGGCUUUGGUCUUAUGACUUCUCAGCCCUACCCAGGCAUGAUGCCCUUGAUGGGUCAGCCGCACACAGCUUUCCCUUCUCAGAACGACACCUUCAAUCAGCUCAUGGCUGGACAUCAGCAUCAGGAAAUGAUGAAUUCAGAUGCAUCCGCCAGGCCUUUGCCCGAUGGGAAAACAUCAAGGUCGCGCUCAGGGUCAAGGUCUCCUAAAAGAAGGAGGUCUAGAUCCAAUUCCCGCACCAGACGAAUGCGGCAUCGGCGAUCUCGCUCCCGUUCUCGAGAACGGCGGCGUCAAUCACCUCGCUCACGGUCACAGGAAAGGAGAGACAGAGAAAAGGAAAGGGAACGAAGACAGAAAGGCCUUCCUCCUAUAAAGAAUAACACUCUCAGUGUGUGCAGUACAACUCUAUGGGUGGGUCAGCUGGAUAAGAGGACGCAGCAGCAGGACGUGGCCUGUUUACUAGAGGAGUUUGGGCAGAUAGAUUCAAUUAAUAUGAUUCCUCCUCGUGGUUGUGCCUACAUUGUCAUGAUCCACCGUCAGGAUGCCUAUCGAGCCCUGCAGAAACUAAGCAGAGGUCCAUACAAAGUCAACCAGAAAGCCAUUAAGAUUGCCUGGGCUCUGAAUAAGGGCAUUAAGGCUGAGUUCAAGCAGUAUUGGGAUGUGGAAUUGGGUGUAACCUAUGUACCAUGGUCCAAGGCAAAGAUGGAGGACCUUGAUGUGUUCAGAGAAGGAGGGAUGCUUGAUCCUGAUACUCUUGCACCAGAGUGGAGGGGCUCUCAGAUUGAGCUAGAGAAAGCUGAAGAGUCACAGAAUGGCAGACCUGAGAUGGGAAAAGUAGAGGACACCCCAACUGUAGUACCUAUGCAGAUUCCGCCUGUCCAGCCAAUGGGAGCUGUUGGUGUCCCACCUCCAGGAUUCUCAGGACCCAUGAACAUUCCUCCCCCCUCAUUCCCACCUGGGGUUCCCCCACCCCCGGGUCCCUUCAUUCGGCCAGGCUUUAACCCCAUGCAGAUGCCACCAGUAUUUCUCCCCCCGGGUGCCAUGCCUCCUCUGGGUGCCACGGGGCCUCCUCCACCGACAGCAGGGAUCGGCAUGCCUCCAGUUGGCAACUCAGUUGAAGACCUUUCGAACGAUCCAUCAGGUAUGGGCCCAAGAAUCAACAGUGAUGGAGCAGAUGGGUACAACUCAGGAAACCAAGUGCCUCCUGGAGGUCCACCAGGGAUGGGCAUGCAGUCUCCACCGGGUCUUCUAGGUUCAAGGCCGGGUAUGAUGCCUCUCCAGCGGCCCCCGGGGAUGCCGCCCCCACACAUGCAGCGCUUCCCUAUUCCACCUCCUCGCCCUGGUAUGCCACCCAUCCCCCCACAGAUGAUGCCACCCAGGGGUCCACCUCAGAUGAUGCACCGCGAGCCACCCCCUGGGGCAUUUGGCAUGCCGCCCCCUCCUCAUGGUAUGAGGGGGCCAUUCCCCCCUCCCGGACCUCCCUUUAUGAGGCCGAGCGGACCCAGACCAGACGGGCCGAAUGAGCACGAGGCGAGGCCGUUCAGAGGCGAGCGGUCCGGGUUAGGAAGGGGCAGAGAUCGAGAACCGGACUGGUACGGAGGGCGGCGCCCUUUUGGCGAGGGUCGUGGAGGGGAGAGGCCAGACAGCCGUGAAAGAUUUGGAGGCUGGCACGAGGAGCCGGAAAAACAAAGCGGGUGGGACAGAGAAAGGGAACGCAGGGACUGGAGGAGGAGUCCGGACGGGGAGAGGGACCGUGAUAAAGGACGGGAUGAUAAAGGACGGGAUGGCGAAGAACGGACCAGGCGGUCCGCAGGGAGCAGAGAGAGAAGCACACGAUGGGACCGAGACGAUAGACUCGAUCGACUGGGUCUCACCAACGAGGAACCCAAUGAGAGACUUGCAGCGAAUACCAACGAGCCCAGCGCAAACUCUACUAAAGAACCUGAAGCAAAGCCAGAUGUUCCAACACCUUCCACUGCAGCCAUAGCAGACUCGAAAGCCUCAGAACCUAUUGCAGAAAACAAAUCGGCUGAACAAACGCAUAAAGAAGAGUCAUAGAGGCCUCUUUUUAAACAAGACCAUAUGAGCUUCUUCCAAGUCAGUGCUAAUCGUGAAUGCUGCUGGCAAGAAAGCAAAGUCCAACUGUUGUGGGAUGCAUAUGCAUAGGAUGCUUGGUUCAUCAUCGCAAACCAAGUUUUUCAGACUUUGUUAAGCGUCAUUUGGCAAACGUGGAGCGUUGCCUUGUGAAUUUAUUGUACCACCUCAAUGAAGCUUGAAUGUUGUAUUAAAACUGAAGAUAAGGAAAAGAAUCGAUUAAUGGUUUUGCUGUAAAUAUGCUAACAUUACUCAAAUGGUAUUUGUAGAUUUUGACUGGCAGUUUUUUUUGUGUUUGUGUGUGUUUUUUUAUUUUAUUUACAAUGAUAUCCCUGUUGUGUUUCAAUGGAAACAUUGACUAAAAGAAGAUAUUAAGACCCUUUUGCUGUAAUGUUUUUAACUUAAUGUUUGCAAAAAAAACACACAAGAUGUUUUUAUAAUUUUUAAGUUUUGGAGAUAAGAACUCCAAAUAUUUCAGCGAUAGGGAGGUGGUUUUAAUAAAAUAUUUUCAUACCAAAUGAA